AGAUUGAAUCCAAUAUGUCUGCGCCCUGUAAAAAUUUUUCUUAUGCAACUUGCAGUGUGCAGCUUGUGUAAACGACGCUGAUAUUGAUUGGCUGGUGUAGAUAUUUUUUGAUCUUCCGUGGUGAUUUUCAGAAGCGAUAUGUAUCGCUACCGGCAAUUUCUGAGAAUUGAUUUGGCAGUAUCUGCCGUUAAACCCUCUGUGAAAUCAAAAUCAGUCUUGACAGCAUCUUUACCAAAAGACAGUGUUGUUGACAAUUUGAAACCCUUACCAAGCUGUGUAUAUAGCAGACGCAGCGUUUCUUCAGAUGGAGGAUUUCAGUCACAAACAAAAUACAAGGUGUUAUAUGAUGGUGAGUGCCCUCUCUGCAUGAAGGAAAUACGUUUUCUCCAGUAUAUGGAUAAGCGAAGACAAAAUCAGCUGGACAUGAUAGAUAUAUCAUCCGCUGAUUACAGACCAGACGACAAUGGCGGGAUCUCAUAUGAGACUGCGAUGCAGGAAAUGCACGUCAUUGGGCCAGAUAACAAGGUGUAUACCAGGGUGCCAGCCUUUCAGCAAAUGUAUGGUGCUGUGGGACUGGGCUGGGUCACCUCCUUUACUAAACUCCCAGGAAUGCCGCGCCUCAUGGACAUCUUCUAUGGAUGGUUUGCCAAGAACAGGCUGCAAUGGACAGGAAGGCAGGACUGCGCCACUGGGCAAUGUAAGGUUGAGAGGAGGGAUAAGAAAUGAAAAAGAAAAAUAAAGAUUUCACAAGGGCCAUACACAGAGGGAGAGUGUGGUGAGAAAAAAGUUCAAUGUCCAGAGGCCUUUUGUGGAUGCCGAACACCAGAAAAUUUCACAAAAACGGUGUGAAAAUGAACUUAUUGCCUUCAAUAAAUGGACAUUUAGUGGGACAAAGAUGGACAUUAAGCCAGUGCUGGACACUCAGGACAAAGAUGCACACAAAGUGAGACUUGGACAUUAACUCCCCACUGGUCAUUAAGUCAAACUGGCCAUUGAGAAUGUAAUGGACAUUAACAGGGGUCAGUUGACACCUGUCCUGGAGCUCUG
Lingula anatina is the source of this 1047-nucleotide messenger RNA. RefSeq lists its product as uncharacterized. Gene Ontology annotation, molecular function: protein-disulfide reductase activity. Lineage: Eukaryota; Metazoa; Brachiopoda; Lingulata; Lingulida; Lingulidae. The record is from RefSeq and is a predicted model, not a curated record.